AUGAUCACGAAACGGCAAAGUUGUAGUCGAAGUAGCUUUACUGAAGAUGAAUUAGAUUAUAGUGAAAAUUCACCAAUUAUCAAGAAAAUAUCAACAACAAGAAAAAAAUCUUAUAAAAAAUGGACAAAAGAAGAAGAUGAACGUUUACGAGAAUUUAUUAAUUCUCAUGAUGGUUUUAAAGAUUGGUCUAGUAUAUCAAAAUAUGUGGGUAAUGGUCGUACAGAUGCUCAAUGUCAACAUCGUUGGGAACGUUUUCUUGAUCCAUCAAUAACAAAAGGACCAUGGACAGAUGAAGAAGAUAAAAAAGUUAUUGAACUUGUACAAGAUUAUGGUGCAAGACAUUGGAGUUUAAUUGCAAAAGAAUUAAAAGGACGUGUUGGAAAACAAUGUCGUGAAAGAUGGCACAAUCAUCUUAAUCCAUUGAUAAAUAAAAAUCCAUGGACAAAUGAUGAUAAUCUUCGUUUAUUUAUAUUACAUCAACAUUUUGGGAAUAAAUGGGCAGAAAUAGCGAAAUAUUUUAAUGGAAGAUCUGAUAAUUCAAUUAAAAAUCAUUGGAAUUCAUCGAUGAAAAAGAAAUUUUAUUUAGAAGUUGAAAAUCUUAAAAAACAAGGACUUGAUUGGACAGCACUAAUUCCAUCGGAUUUUUCUUGGCCAAAAUUCGAUCAAUCAACUUCAACUACUACUAAUCAUUCAUCUCGGAUGGCAUUAGGUACAUUAACAAAUCGAACAACACAAAUACGAUCUUCACAUAGGAAAGAAACUAUAGCCGAGAAUAUACUAUCACCUGUAUCUAUUAUUAAAACAGAAAGUUUUGUACCAAAUGUGAACAGUAAUAAUAAUCAUCAACAAAUUUUUCCAACUAUUCAACAUCAUGAUUUUAAAAUUUCAUCACCACAACAUGUUGAAGCUAUUUAUUCUGAUCCAAUUCAGUCUAUAUCUUCGUCUGAAGUCUCGACCGAUCUUCUUCGACAUCAAUCAUCUCAAGAUCUCGAGCAUUUAUUCUAUUAUAAUUCUCCAUCACCAAUUCUGCAAUUACCAAUGUUAUCCUCUUCUGCUAAUUAUACACCUUUGUCAAGUCAAAAUUCUCAGCCUGAACAACAACAACAUCAUCAAUCAUUAUUUCAUUCUCAAUCAUCAAUUGAUUAUUAUCCAUUACAUUCACAUACAAGAUCAUCAUCAUUACCUGUAUUUACUUGUUCAUCACAAUCAUCAUUAUCACCACAUAUAUCGUUACUUUCAACAGAUACAAAUUUAUUUGCAAAUGAUGAUACAUAUCUAGUAAAAUAUCAUGAAAAUAUAAUUGUUUCACCGACAAAUAUUUCAAAUACAUCAUCACCUUCAAAAUAUCAUGUACUUAAUACACCAGAACGACCACAUUUAAUUUGUCUAACACCAAGUCCAAAACGAGAUUGUUUCAAUGAAUAUCUUCCAUUUUCUGAACCAAUUAUUUCUGAAAGUUAUCCAUCAAUAUGUUUCAAUAAAUAUGAUAUAUCCAAAAAUUUGCAAGAAACGCUUGGAUAUAAUCCAACAUAUACAGAAAUCCUACUCGGACAAACACGUGAUCAACAUUAUGUAACUGAACAAGCUCGUCGAUAUCUAUGUUAUUCUUCAUUCAAUAAUUCCUAG
Adineta steineri is the source of this 1626-nucleotide messenger RNA. The record is from the annotation of a GenBank genome assembly. Lineage: Eukaryota; Metazoa; Rotifera; Eurotatoria; Adinetida; Adinetidae.